This is a messenger RNA of Styela clava, 2176 nucleotides long. Its product is annotated as kelch-like protein 13. Lineage: Eukaryota; Metazoa; Chordata; Ascidiacea; Stolidobranchia; Styelidae. Gene Ontology annotation, molecular function: protein binding. The record is from RefSeq and is a predicted model, not a curated record.
CUUUUAUAUUCAUAGAUGGGGUCUGUUCCCUGCUGUCGUUCUGUUUGUGAAACGGAUCCAGGACACAAAGUGACAAUGGGUGGGGGUGCGUCUAAAAAUUCAAAACGAGUCUCAAAUCGAACAGAUGUGAAUGGAGAAAAGACUCUGUCAAUGCCAUUUGCUAACACAAAGGAGCACGUCAGUGCAAUGCUGCAAAGUCUCUCCAGUUUUCAAAGAAAUAAUGAAUUCUGUGAUCUGAAGUUGCAAGUUGUGGAUAAAGAAACUCGACAGCAAAAAACUUGUUUUGUGCACAAGUGUAUCCUGGCUGCAUGUAGUGGUUACUGCAAAGAAAAGCUGGAAGCCGACAAGCAACCAGGAGAAAGUGGGACAAAAGAAGUAAUACCCUCUGGCACAGCAAAUCAACUCACCAAGGAUAAUCAACUCAUCCUCUCAAUUGAAUUUCCCAUCCCCGGAAGAAUUGUUGACCUCGUCAUUAAAUACCUAUACACCGCUGAUCUUGAUUUAAAAGUCAAGGAUAUACCUGAUGUACUUGAGGCAGCUGUACGUUUGAAAAUACCUUCGUUGAAAAAGCAUUGCGUAUGGGGACUUCAUAACGGAUAUAUUAUCGACUUUUUCCGACCUAUACUUCAACUAUCAGAAGAGUUAGAACUAACAGAUAUCCGAGAAUUUGUUCUUCGCCGUACGAUUGAAAAGUUUGAUGAUUUCGUGGACAGCAUUAUUUUUGUUCAAUUGACAGAAAAAGAAAUUCAAAUUCUUGUAGACAACAGGCGGGGAUGUGUAUCGGACGGAGUAGUUAUACCAGAAGUUGAAAUGUUUAAUGGAAUAUUAAAAUGGGAAAAACAUAACCACAAGGAAAGAGAAGAAUACGCAAGACAAUUGUUACGGCAUUUGCAUUAUCAUAAGAUACCCAAGACUACGUUAUCGGGAUAUGUUAUCACUCAUGAACUUGUUUCCGGAGAUAAACAAUUGAUGACCAGCAUCGAAGAAGUUCUUGGUGCCGACAAAAAGAAAAUUCUCCAACGACUCAGGCAAAGAACAUUAUCCCAAGGCCACGAAGAUGGCAAUGAAUUAAAUGGUGAUAUCAUGUCCAGCAACGGGUCUGGAGAUGGACCUGUGUUUCCCACACAACCUUGCUUACUCGUCUGCGGAGGAAGACUGUUUGAUCAAAUGUCAGCGCAGGUGCUUCAGCUAAGUGGAAAUUCAUGGCAUGAGGUUUCUCGUAUUCCAACUGUUCUAUCUCACCACGGUGCUACUGUAAUUGACAAUUCAUUGUAUAUUGCUGGAGGGGAAGACACCACUAUUUCUGGGUGUCAUAGCAUCCCAAAUCUAUGGAAAUAUGACCCCCAUCCUAGACAUGAGUGGACGGUGCAACCAGAUAUGAAUCACAGCAGAUCUUUCUUUCAUUUGGAUUCUCUCAACGACUAUUUAUUUGUCUUUGGUGGAAGGAGUGGUAAAAUAGUCAGAAGUUCUGUUGAAAAAUUCAACGUGGCAGCAAAAAGGUGGGAGUUCGUGGCUUCACUCAAGACACCACGCCACUCACACGCGGGAUGUGCUCACAAAAAUAUGCUUUAUGUGAAUGGCGGAAUUGUGGGAAAGCAUUCGAGUGUGGAUAUGCUAAGAUUGGACGCUAUUGCCAAUCACUGGACUACGAUGUCACCGAUGCGUUGCGCCCGCAGUCGCCACAGCAUGACUCCAGUACGAGACAGAAUUUACGUUAUAGGUGGCGAAGAUGAUUCCUUAGGUGUCACCAGAUCAUCGUCCAUAGCUAUAGAAUGCUAUACACCUGAAUAUGAUCAAUGGCAUAGUGUGGCGCUGAAGAUACCAGUUCAGAGCGACGGAGAAUUUGGAUGUACCGAAUUAGACGGACACAUAUUUGUUGCGGGAGGUUGUAAGAGUCAACUUGCAGAACACAGAGCAGAAGUAUCUUCCUACGACCCAGAGGAAGAUCGCUGGGAAGUCAAACCAAAAUUGCCAAGAAGAUUAAGAGGGUCAACGUGUGUUGUUCUUAACAUGAUAGCGUAGUUGUUCAGUCACCACUAUAGUGCUAGGAUUUUGUAUUUGAAUGGGUAUAUACAUUUUAUUUUGUCCUGAACAUUGGUCUUGAAUGUAUAAUAUCACUUCGCCUUCAAAUAAUUUAAUCUUUCGAUUUUCUUAAAAAUGUAGGUUCCCAUAUGCA